GCUUCAGUGCUGCUUCUGCCGCUAUGCCUGUUAACCGAAGCAGCUUCAGCUCCAUGUCCAUGUCCCGCAGCAGCGGUGGAGGUGUGGGACGGAUCAGCGGUGGUUUUGGCAGCAGGAGCCUUCACAAUCUAGGGGCAAGCAAGAGGAUUUCCAUGAGUGGAGGGUAUUGUUCUGCUAGAGCAGGAUACGGAGGACGUGGCCCUGGAGGUAUUCAAGAGGUCACAGUCAACCAACACCUCUUGGUACCUCUUAACUUGGAGAUCGACCCCAACAUGCAGAGAGUGCGGCAGGAGGAGAAGGAUCAGAUCAAAUCCCUCAACAACAAAUUUGCCUCCUUCAUCGACAAGGUGCGAUUCCUGGAGCAACAAAAUAAAGUACUGGAGACCAAAUGGAGCCUCUUGAAAGACCAAAAAAUUGUGAAAAAUAACAUUGAACCUAUGUUUGACGUGUACAUCAGCAACAUGAGGAGACAGCUGGAGGCGCUGGGAGGGGACAGGCUGCGGCUCAGCUCCGAGCUGAAGGCUAUGCAGGAUGCUCUUGAAGACUUCAAGAUCAGGUACGAAGAGGAGAUCAACAAGCGCACGACUGCAGAGAAUGACUUUGUGUUGCUGAAGAAGGAUGCAGAUGCCACCUACGUGAACAAGGUGGACCUGGGGACCAAGGUGGAAGCACUGACAGAUGAAAUUAACUUCCUGCAAGCCCUCUACGAAGCAGAGCUGUCCCAGAUGCAGUCACAGAUCUCCGACACCUCCGUGGUCCUGUCCAUGGACAACAACCGAAGCCUGGACCUCAACAGCAUCAUCGCAGAGGUCAAAGCGCAGUACGAGGACAUCGCCAACCGGAGCCGGGCGGAGGCCGAGUCCUGGUACCAGAGCAAGUACGAGGAACUGCAGCUCACAGCUGGCCGGCAUGGGGACGACCUCCACAACACCAAGAUGGAGAUCUCCGAGAUGAAUCGCAUGGUCCAACGGCUCCACUCAGAAAUUGAUAGUGUAAAGAAACAGUGCACCAGUUUGCAGACGGCCAUCGCAGAUGCCGAGCAGCGUGGGGAGAUGGCCAUCAGGGAUGCCAAAGCCAAACUGGCUGAGCUGGAAGACGCUCUGCAGAAGGCCAAGGCCGACCUGGCCCGGCAGCUGCGCGAGUACCAGGAGCUGAUGAACGUCAAGCUGGCCCUGGACAUCGAGAUCGCGACCUACAGGAAGCUGCUGGAGGGCGAAGAGAGCAGGAUGGCUGGAGAAGGCGUUGGUGCAGUGAAUAUUUCCGUGGUCUCCUGCGGGAGCAGCUCCGGAGGUGGGAACACGCUGGGGCUGGGGUCAGGCUUCAGCAGCAGGCUCAGCGUGGGGGGGAGCGGCGCCAGCAGCGGGACCUGCCUGGCCGGCGGAUUCGGCUCCGGCACGGGAAGCAGCUCGAGCAUGAGGUUUGUCUCAAAAAGCACCACCAAGAAGAGCUAUCGGAGCUAAGCUGCGGCAGCACCCAGCUCACCCGGAGCAGAAGAGGUUGAGCACCACCUCCUGCUGCCAACACAGAGCCUACUACCACCACCCAAAGAGCCACGCUUAUCACCUGCCCGUCAGGGGAAAACAUAUUCCCAGCGCUACCUAUGGGCUUGGGAGAGAUGCCUCCCUGGGUCCAACUAAUUCCUCUG
Molecule: messenger RNA, 1645 nt
Organism: Chroicocephalus ridibundus (black-headed gull)
Lineage: Eukaryota; Metazoa; Chordata; Aves; Charadriiformes; Laridae
Product: keratin, type II cytoskeletal 6A-like
Exons: 10
Coding region: 24-1460 (478 amino acids)
Biological process (GO): intermediate filament organization; keratinization
Cellular component (GO): keratin filament
Molecular function (GO): structural constituent of skin epidermis
Source: RefSeq, a predicted model, not a curated record